Macroventuria anomochaeta is the source of this 2293-nucleotide messenger RNA. RefSeq lists its product as uncharacterized. NCBI's taxonomy places the organism in Eukaryota, Fungi, Ascomycota, Dothideomycetes, Pleosporales, Didymellaceae. The transcript has a single exon. The coding region runs from base 188 to 2221 and encodes 677 amino acids. Gene Ontology annotation, molecular function: zinc ion binding; ubiquitin protein ligase activity; ubiquitin conjugating enzyme binding. Gene Ontology annotation, cellular component: ubiquitin ligase complex; cytoplasm. Gene Ontology annotation, biological process: positive regulation of proteasomal ubiquitin-dependent protein catabolic process; protein polyubiquitination; ubiquitin-dependent protein catabolic process. The record is from RefSeq and is a predicted model, not a curated record.
GUGGACCUCAGCCAAUGAUGCUCGAUAUAGCGCAAGGCUGCCUGCAGGCGCUGCAGGCAACACCGCCUCAAAUCUUUUGAGUCAAAGCGAUCACUCCUCCCUGAGUCAAUUUCAUUCAGCCUUAUAGUUCAUUUAAGAACCGUGGAAUUGCACCUCAUCAACUGAGAAGCAAAGUGUUUUAUUCGUCAUGGGUUCUCGCGCAACCAAGGUUGCGGCGCCCCCGCACGUGAAGGCUGCUGCCUCACCGGUCGCACCUGCUCAACAACAUCAUGAAAGAAGCAACAAGACAAACGAAACUGGGCCCUGCCAAGACCAAGUACAUCAGGCUGCACGAAAGCCAGUGACUUCACCACAGCCUUGUGACGAUAUCAACCUCAAAUUCUCAGCACAAACAACCACUACCUCAAGACGGCGAUACAGUGAGCCAGUACAGACAGAAGCGAUGGCCACAGAACUGAACACAGAUGGAAUACGGCAUCUUUCUGCUUUCGAAAGCUUCAUUGUGGAGCGCGACCUGAUGGUGAUCGACAUCGACUACGCAGCCCUUGUCAGCCCAGUUCCCAUUGAACAGCUCCCAAGCCUAGCUGCGUUUGUACCUAUCCAGGAAGAGUUUAAGGAGCCUGAGGAACCUGAGGUACAAUGUAUAGGUUGCUGCACGCAGCUACCGAAAGAGAAGGAUCUGAAUUAUGCGCAAGAAGUAAUCAAGCCAUGCAGGUCGUGCAACAGCACAUACUGCAUCCCAUGUGUCAAAGGCAUGUUUCUCACUGCGUGUAAAGACUCUAGUCGGAUGCCGCCACGCUGCUGCGUGCAGAUCCAUCUUUACCACAUCAAGCCUCAUUUGACGAUCGAAGAGAUUACCGAAUACAAGUCGAAGUAUGAAGAGUGGAGCACACCCAAGCCGUUCUACUGCCCAAUACCAACAUGCUCCGCUUUUAUUCCAGAACGACUACUGCCACAGCAGGCAGGAACGAAGGGAAAGAGGAAAGUAGACUCGGGCAUUGGAACCCCAACCUUACCGAACUUUCAGUGUCCGAAGUGCGAAGGCGAGAUCUGCGUCGACUGCCGGCAAUCAGCCCACCCAGAUAGCCUCUGUACAACUUUGGAUCCUGGAGUUGAUGCAGAGACUGCAGCACUUCUCAUGGUAUGGGGUUACAAACGCUGUCCGAAAUGUAGCCAGGGACUGAAACGAAUGUAUGGCUGCAACCACAUGGAGUGUAGAUGUGGUGCGCACUUUUGCUGGGGUUGCAUGAAGAGCAGAGACGAAUGCGAAGGAGGCUGCUACGAAGACGACGAUGAAGACAGCGGAAGCGAUUUUGAACCUGAUGAGCCUGAGUCUCUUCGAGGAUCAGACAACAAUACUGCUACUGAAGCGCAAACGGCGACUGCGGAAGGAACAGAAGCCACCAUGGCAGACGCUGCCCCGGAAGUACUUGCUGGAGUCGCAACAGAAACGAAUACAACCUCACCAGUCACUUGUCGCCCACGCAACCUCGACGGCGGCUCAGCACGUUACUGGGAACAACAAGACUUCGACUUCGGUGAAGAACCUACCGACGAUGUUCAAGACCGAGUUUGGGAGUGCCAUCAUUCCUUCGAGCCUUACACCAUCACGCUCACGGAAGCGAUUUCGAAACCACCUUUAGCGCACGAAAUGGAGUGCGUCAAGUGUUGGUGCGCGAUACAGCCUGACAUUGAAACACCACAAAAGUCAACCACCAUUCCAGCGCCGGCUAAGAUCGCACGCAUUCCUGCUGGUAGAGGUCGCGGGGGUCGCUGUGGCCGUGGACGUGGUAUGGUAGCUAGACUACGACCUGCAGCGUACGUGCCUCCGCGCGGUCUCGUCCAUUCAGAUGCUACUGUCGGUACUGCACCUCAUCUCACAGCACAGCUUACACCUGUUACUUUGUGGACGUCAGAGACACGAUCAGAUCCUAUGGAGGACAUCCAAUCUGAACUGGAGGUAGAUUUUAAAAAAGCGGAGUCUUCACCAGACACAGAGCUUUACCAGAAAGCUCCAUCCACAUGUUCGACUUCCCUAGUCUUCAGCGGCACUUCCAUGGCGUACAGCGUAGCGCAAGAGUGUCACAACUGCAGCCUCCUCGUAUGUCAAAAGUGCGCAGACGAUAUCCUCGCUCAACGACAAGCCAAACGAGAAGCACGCGAAGCAGAACGAGCAGCGGAAGAAGCAGAAGCAGAGCGGAAGGCUGAGGAGGAGACAUGAGGACGGAGAGAGCUACCAGCGUCUCCCGGAGCUGACGGGCAAUCCCCUCCAUCGCUGUUCGACUGAUUAUUC